GGUAAAAAUAGCAUGUCACACACACACAGAGUGAGGUCACAGCCGUGUGUGUUUCAGAAAACAAGCUGGUGAACGUGAACAGCCUGCAGGAUGCAAACAGCAGUAGACAUGGGUCUGGAGAGAAAGGUGGACAUCCCAAUCUACGAUCUGUCUCUGAUCAGGGGACUCUGGGAGGUGAGAGUGAAGAAAUACAGGCAGAGACAGAAGAAGGAGCAGCAGAGGAUCGAGAAGAGUGCCCUCGCCAGGAUCGACCAGGAGUGGCAGUACCGCAUCUACUGCAAGACACUGAAGGCUGAUGAGCGGAACCUGCUGCACCAUUACCUGGAAAGAUCUAGACUGAUACACACUACACAGCCGCACACAGAUGCAGACCAACAGCAGGAUGAGAAAGCCCAGGGUCUUGGUCCCCUCCCUGACCGAAGCCCUUCUGACCUGGAUCAGAAGGAUUCAGAUGAGAGCAGGCUGAUCUUCCAGCUGGAUGGAGAUCGUUGGCUGGACUUCCCCAGGGAGCUGCAGUGGAUGACCUAUCUGAAGGAGUGGCAUGUCAGCGGGACACGGAUCUGUCGGCUGCCGGACUACCUGGCUCGGUUCACCCAGCUCACUGUGCUGGAGAUCCCCAAAAACACCAUCGCUGAGCUGCCACCUGCGAUUGGUAAACUGACAGAGCUGAGGGAGUUGAACGUCAGCUACAACCGCCUGUCCCAAGUUCCCCCAGAGCUUGGAAAGUGUGAGAAGCUGGAGAGGCUCGAACUCGCAGGGAACUACAACCUGUCCCAAUUGCCCUUUGAGCUAAGUGGCCUGAAGCGCCUGGUCCACCUGGACAUUGCGGAGAACAGGUUUGUGUCGAUCCCCAUCUGCGCCCUGAGGAUGAGCAGCCUGCAGCUGUUAGACCUGAGCAACAACAGUCUGAGCGACCUGCCGCAGGACAUGGACAGGCUGGAGCAGCUGGUCACCCUGUUCGUCCACAAGAACAACCUGUCCUACCUCCCUCAGUGUCUCACCAACAUCUCCACGCUUAAGAUGGUCAUCGUCAGCGGUGAUGAUCUCUACUGCAUCCCAACCAAACUGUGCAGCAACCCGGAAAUCAAGUUCAUUCGACUGUACGACAACCAAGCCAGCGCAGAGAAGAAGAAGAAAGAGGAGGAGAAGAAAAAAAACAAGAGGAGGAAAUGGAGAGAGUGGAGAGAGGAGGAGGUGAAGAAGGACAGCCGAGAGAAGGAGUUCAUCGAGGCGUACCUCAGCACGCUGAAGGACAGAGACACCGUCCCCUUCUCCACCACCAAGGUCUCCAUCUCCUGCCUGCUGUGAGGAAGAGGAUGAUGAAGGUUGAGCUGACAGCGCUCCUUAGAGCAGUACUAGAAAAAGAAAUGAACAGCAGAAGGGGGGGGGUCUCUGUGACAAAAUUGUGUAAAUAAAUAUUAAUAUGGAAGCUCAUUUCUGUCAGGAAAGAAAACGUUUAAAGUUUUAUAAACAAAUUCUCAUUGUCAGAGAAAUUUAAAUGUUUACUUCAUUAUGUCAAAAUGUAAGAAUCAGAGAAACAGACUUUCAGUACACGACUGUGGAAUAGAGAGUCAAUAAUAAUAACAAUAAUAAUCAGAAGAAUCAUAAAGAUAAAGAACAUUCAGAUGUCACAUAGUAAAAAUUACAUAUAGAUCUUAACCUGAUAAAUCAUCACGUCAGACCUUUGGAUUUGAUUUAAAGGUUAAACUUGAAUUGGUUCCGUAGUUUCCUGGUGUGAACCAGCUCCCCAGAGUUUAGAUCCGGUUAAAAUAGACGUUUUGCUUUUGAGAAUGUGUUUAAUUAAAGCAGGUAACUGAUUUCAUAGGUCAUGAUGCUGCGUCAGGCUCCAAAAUGAUUAUUAAAAUAAGUUUUUCCAAAAGUGUUUCAUUCCAAAAAUCUAAUUUCCAGCAUUUAAACACACCAACCUCCAUAUGGUACCAAAAGUCGUACACACCCCCAAGCUCUGGAAUACCCUGCCUCCUGAGCUUCGCUGUAUAACCGGGUUAAUGGGUUUUAAGUCUAAAUUAAAGCACACUUAUUCAGACUGGCUUUUGGCACUUAACUUAUAGCAGUGGAGCUAUAGAGGUGCCUACAGGCUGUCUGGUUUUAUAUUCCGUUUGUACUUUGACACAUUUUUAUUGUACAGGAGUUUUAUAGUUACUUACAGACCGUGGUUUUAAAUUUGUGUAAUUUUAACUUUUCCUUUUUGUUAGUGUCGUAACAUGUUCUUUUAUUUUUUUUGUUGUAAAGCGCUAUAUAAAUAAAUUAAAUUCAUUAUAAACCCCAGUGUUCACAAACAGUCCUUUGUUACUGAACUGAUUGUUUUAUAGACUUGUUUGCCAGUUUUUACACUUCCUGUUAAAGUUGAUAAACUUGCUAACAAACCUCAAUUUAAGAUAAAUACAUUUAUUUGUAAAAAUCUAAUUAUGGAUUCUGAUUUAUUUCUGCUCCAGUAUGUGUAAGUACAAAUUACUAUUAUUAUACAGAUCAGUUUCUUCACAACUAAAAAGUUAAUUUUUGUAUUUCUACUUGUUUAAAGGUUUGUGUGAUGUGCGGGUGUCAGUUUUUAUUUAUGUUAAUAAACCUUUGUGAAAAUACAGCAGCUUCUUUUCUUCACACUGCCUGGUUAUAUUUAAUAAUCAACUUAUCAAUAACCACAAAAAUCAUUGAAUAUAUACGCGUCAAAAACGACAUUCAAGUUUCAAAUGUAUUACAGAUUUUAUUCUAAAUGAUCUUCAGAUAAAACACGUGGACGUGAUUCAGCGUCUUAUCAGACCAACGUGGACGUGAACAGAGGCACACGGUCGGAGACUAAAGUGCGGUGAGCACUCGGCCUCGUGCACAGGUAGGAGGACUGCCUGUGCAUCUCCUAGUUCAGCCAAAAUGAAGGACUCUUCAGUAAAUACAGGUGCCAGUGUACGAAAAGUGUCAGGAACCUUCGGUAACCUCUCUUCUCAAUCAGUGCAGACGUUUCUCUUGCUCCUCAACACCGCAUCUCCACCACUUAACGCUGAAAUCUAAAGAAAGCUUGGCUUCGAACUUUGAUACUCCAGCAGAUACGAUGUCUAAUUGUCAAGAAAGCAAGUCUGUGAAGCUGAGAGAAAGUUUAAAGCUGCAGGGUUUGUAAACCGUGUGACAGAUAGGUGAGAGGUCACACUUCAGUUUUAUACCUUUAAUGCAGAUUAUUACUAAUUGCCAGAGACCUAACAUCAUAACAAAAAAAAUUAUCUAUAAAACACUUUUAAAGGCACCUAGAAAGACACUUUAAUGGACAUGGACUUUUUAAGCUGAACAUUUGCACUAGUUACUUUAAUUUACACUUGAAUUAAAUACAUUAAAAUAUGUGAUUUAAUUUAAUAACCAUAUUAAAUGUGAAUUCCACUAAAGUCAGAUGCUGCUCGUCUAAACUAUGCUGGGUUUUCAGCCCCCUGUCCAUUCAGGCUCCAUGCACAGUGACACCGUUCUCAGCCUGUGGAGCUGUGUGGUGGAAACAGAUGGGAGGAAACCUGGCCGCUAGUGCAGUGGAGUGGUUUGCUGGGGGACUAAUAGGUGGUGGUCUACAGCACAGAGCGAAGAGCUGAGAUGAACUGGACAGGGACCAAGAAAAACCGACCCCCUGAUUAACUAACAAGAUCAUCAGGAAGGUCUGAGAAAAACUUUCAAAUGGGAUGUGAAUGCAGCAGCAGCGUCAAGACCAGAGAGGUAGAGAGCUGAACUGAAGGAGGGACAAGGACACUAAUCACUGUGCUGGACUCGGGGACGUUCAGUAGGAAGGUAUACUGCAGACCCAUGUCAGCAGUCAGGGAGACAAAGAUUAAAGUCACUCUGAAGACUGUGGUCAGAAGACAGUGUACGAAGCUGACACACAGCUCAAGAUUCAGAAAUACAGAACUUCUGAGAUGCUGUGGAGGCCCCCCUCCCCACCCCCCUGUGUUAAAGGACAUAUCUGCUGUGGCUGUAACAUGAUUGUGCUUCAUGAAGCUACACACUAUCAUCUUCCUCAUCAUCAGGACAUUCAGGUGUCUGCGGCGGUGCAGACAUUCAUGCUGGAGGAAACCAGACUGUUUGCUACACACAGGGCUAGAUUCCAGUUCCACUAACUGCAUCACAUUUCGCUCAGCUGUCUUUUCCUUCUGCUUUAGUCCUGCCCAUGUAGGAUGCAAGGAAAAGAUGCCAGGAGAAAGGAACGAGGAAACGCCUUUCCCUCUGAUACUUCAUGUGACUCUUCCAAUCACAAACUGAUUCCAGAUAAAGGGGUGUGUCAGUCCAUAACAUUUCUGUGAUUACAGUUUCUCCAGGCAGCCUUCUCGCCCCUCGGAGAGGACAUAGGAGCUCUGGGACAUCUCUCCUCACAGCAGACCAAACUGAGGAACUGGGAUUCACCUUAACUGACAUCACCCAACAUGGAGACCAUCACAUUUAUGGUUCCUUCCUUUCAUUGCCGAGAUGUAAACAGCCACCAGGAGGCAGCCUGGAGCCAACGUCUCCUAUCAGAAGCUCAUAUUUCCCAAAUAUUAGAUGUGGUUUGAAUGCAGCGUGUGUUUACAUUUACAAUAACGUGGACAUGUGAAGAUAAAUCAAGUCCUGUGGUGGCGUGGCCUUAAAGUAACAGACAGAAUAUCAAUAAUAUAUUUAAUUGAACAUGGAAUUUUUAAAGCUAUUCAACAGCAACACAGAGAUAGUUCUCCAGACUCAGGUGAUGCUUUCAGACACUAAGGUGGGAAAAUGAUGCAGGUUUUAGCUGAGCAGCAACACAUCCCAUAUACCAUCCAUCCCCGCUGGAUUGCUCUGUUGGAAUGUGGUGGCUUGACAUAUGGUUAAAAAAGGCUAAAGUAACGGAAACAAACAAAGCCCUGUGGCACGAUUUGGUUCGCAACAACAUGCCGAUUCUGAAAGUCGGACUGAUGUCUGUAGUUAUGGUUUAAACUCAAACUAAAGACGACAAGAACGGAGUGUCCGCUACCCAUCUGGUCAGACCACUGGGCCUGGACUGGAAAUACUUGUUCAAACAACAUCAGUAACUUGGAGCACUUGAUUUGGCCAGCCUGCUGUGGCAGGCAGGUGGAGCACCUUCAGAUCAAACAGCCUGAAAAUAACAGACAGGCUCAAUACACUAAGUAUUUAAACACAAGAAGAAGAAAUGAGGAAACACUGGUGUGUCAGAUACUGAGAACAAUGUGGUGAGGAAAAAUAAAAACUUAAAAGGCUGGGAGGCGUCAUGGAGGGAAAAAAUAAUUCAUGCUCAAGUGAAUAAAUGGUGCUCUCGACUGACCUGAUUUAGUAAUUACCUAGCCCUUAUUACAAAAUGAAGUUAUCUACUUACUAAACUAUGAUCUCAAAUAACAGCCCAAAGCACUAAAUCAGUCAGAUUUACUGAAAGUAGAGUCUGAGUAUAUAAACUGAGAAUCUGAAUUACCAGUUAUAGAGCUCUUACAUGGAGUUAACAGAGCAGGAACCAUCACGUCCUGAGCACCAGCUACCAAAUCUGAAACCUGAAUUAGUUGUUUUCCGUCCACGACACCACGUGGCCUCCAUACAAAGCACUUUAAAAUAUUUCAUUUCUUAAAUAUAUCGUUAUUUGUGACCAGAUGCUGCUGAAACACCCAGCAGGAAGUCAUAGCUUGCACGUGCUUGGUGUGAGUCAGUUGCCAUAGUAACAGUCAUCCAUGAGUCCUGUUGUCUGCAAUUUAGGGAGCCCAGCUCUGUAAACGACAUGUAAACCACAGUGGCAAGCAAAAACAAGCACACCUGGACCUAGAGUGCACACUGCCUCCUCUAGGUGAUGACUCACCUCCAUGACUGGCAUAUCCCACAAUCCCCAGCACCUCACAGUCCUCUCCACGUGUCUCUGCCCAGGUGAAAAUCUUGAGUUUUCAAACAAACAGUCUGUGAUUUGGGACACUUGGUCCCAGCUGUGCAGUGAAUUCAAUGCACCUCCACCUCACCACUCCGCCUGUAGAGAGAGGAGUGUCUGUUCUCUUGAACCUUGCAGGCCUGACGGGUGGAGUCAGGUGCAGCAGACAGAGCAGGCAAACCUGCUGCAGAGGGUUUAGGCAGCAACCACACUGACUGAAACAAAACCACUUCUGACGGUUUUGCUUGACAAAUGAAGGAUUAAUUGAUGACCACAAUACUGUUCAGCCCUCAGUCUUACAUCGUCACCAGUGAAAACAGAGGAAACCCAGUGAACGUUUGCUGUCAGAGUGCUAACAAGAGAACGACAGCUCAACCGACAAGUCAAGUUCCAUCUAACCCAAAACCGGCCUUAAGGUGGGAAAAUACAAACAAGCAAGUAAUUUCCAAAUAGUAAGUCUUCUCAGUUAGUGAUAAGAAAUGUGACCCCACAUGGACAGAAAAGUGAGAAGCUCUGGUUAUUUAAUGGUUUGAACGCUUUAGGUUCAUCUGCUUUCUCUUGUUUCCAACUUGGUGACUAAGCCACUAGGCUCUAAACACUCACCUGGGUUGGCAGCUAAAAUGGUUUUAUGUGCAUGAGGCAGAUCCUAAUCAACAUGGGAACAGGGGUGUUACAUUACUGAUAUAAAUGUUGUUGCACAAAACUUGGUUACUCUGUUUUUUUUCCUAACGCUGGUGCAUGAAAAACCAACAGACACAAAAACAAUGACAGGAAAAAGCUGCAAUUUAAAAACAGAGCCACGGCGCCUGCAAGAAGCCGUUUUACUUUCUAGGUCUGAAAGCUGAUUUUCACUGAAUAAAAACCAGAUUUGAUUUAAAAUCUUUCAUUUUAAAAGGCAGUUUGAAGCUAGGUCUACAUUUUAAACCAAUUUAAAUCUGUAAGAGCAAAACAGUUAAAUUGUGCAAACGUACGGCAGCUGGGUAGACCUCACCUGUCAUGUAAAGAACAGUCAGUGUGUUUGCCGCCUAACAUCACCCGACUCUUUAUCUGAACAGUCUGGACCUGAAAACACUUUAA
Molecule: messenger RNA, 6931 nt
Organism: Monopterus albus (swamp eel)
Lineage: Eukaryota; Metazoa; Chordata; Actinopteri; Synbranchiformes; Synbranchidae
Gene: smim22
Product: leucine rich repeat containing 2
Exons: 10
Coding region: 91-1308 (405 amino acids)
Cellular component (GO): cytoplasm
Molecular function (GO): protein binding
Source: RefSeq, a predicted model, not a curated record